Molecule: messenger RNA, 3576 nt
Organism: Rana temporaria (common frog)
Lineage: Eukaryota; Metazoa; Chordata; Amphibia; Anura; Ranidae
Product: cadherin-23-like
Exons: 24
Coding region: 1-3576 (1191 amino acids)
Biological process (GO): homophilic cell-cell adhesion
Cellular component (GO): plasma membrane; cell-cell junction
Molecular function (GO): calcium ion binding
Source: RefSeq, a predicted model, not a curated record
AUGGAAGUCAAUGAAGAUCAACUGUAUGUGCAGGGACAACAGAAAGAAUAUUUAACAAAGGAAUUUAAGGAUUAUGACAGGCCAUGGGAUUUAGGUGGGUAUGCAUUUGGGGCUAGGGAGGGUGACUUACUACUUUUAGGGGAGUCCAGGCAGAAAGCUACAGACAAUGAUGUUGGAACAUAUGGAACAGUAAAUUAUUACUUCAGCGAUGAUCCUGACAGGUUUUCACUUGACAAGGACACAGGUGUAAUAACACUGAUUGCCCGGCUAGACUUUGAGACCACCCCGCGCUACACCAUCACAGUGAUUGCAAGGGAUGGUGGUGGUGAGGAGACAACUGGCCGUGUUCGCAUCAACGUACUGGAUGUCAAUGACAACAUCCCGACGUUUCAGAAAGAGUUGUAUCUAGGAGCAAUCCGAGAAAAUGAACCGUCUGUGGUCACAGUAAUUAAACUUAGGGCAACUGAUGAAGACUCUCCACCAAACAACCAGCUUACCUACACCAUUACAGAGGCUUCAGCAUUCCGCAACUACUUUGACAUCUCAAUUUCUGAAGGCUAUGGAGUUAUUACUGUUGUUCGACCUCUGGAUUAUGAACAAAUCCCAAAUGGUAUCAUUACUUUGACGGUUAUGGCUAAAGACUCUGGGAUACCAUCACUGAACAGCUCUGUACCUGUCACAAUUGAAGUCUUUGAUGAAAAUGACAAUCCUCCCACAUUCAGUCGCUCAUCUUACAUCAUCACGGUGCUGGAAAACAUCAUAGCAGGCGCAACUGUACUUCUGUUGAAUGCAACAGAUUUGGAUCGAUCUAGAGAAUAUGGCCAAGAAUCUAUUAUAUAUACUUUGGAAGGCUCACCUCAAUUUCGUAUUAAUGCCCGAUCAGGAGAAAUCACUACAACAACCCUGUUGGAUCGCGAAGUAAAAUCAGAGUAUAUCAUAAUUAUCCGUGCAAUGGAUGGUGGUGUAGGCCCCAAUCAGAAAACAGGCAUAGCUACAGUAAAUAUCACGUUGUUGGAUAUAAAUGACAAUGCUCCUCAGUGGAAGGAUGAACCUUACCUUAUUAACCUGGUAGAAAUGACACCACCUGAUUCAGAUGUCACUACGGUGGUUGCCUUAGAUCCAGACCUUGCUGAGAAUGGUACUGUAGUAUACACCAUCAACCCUCCCAAUAAGUUCUAUGUCUUAAAUAGUACCACAGGCAAGAUCCGAACAACAGGUGUGGUACUAGACAGGGAGAACCCAAACGCACAAGAAGCUGAACUGAUGAGAAAGAUUGUUAUCUCCGUAACUGACCGAGGAAAACCACCUCUCCGAGCCACAAGCAGUGCAACAGUAUUUGUAAAUUUGCUGGAUCUAAAUGAUAAUGACCCAACAUUUCAAAAUCAGCCAUUCAUUGCUGAGGUGCUGGAAGGCACAUCUGUUGGAGCUUCUGUAUUCCAGGUGGUAGCUAUAGAUCUUGAUGAAGGUCUGAAUGGGCAAGUAACCUAUCAGAUGCCUGUUGGAACGCCACGUAUGAACUUUGUCAUAAAUAACACAACUGGACUGGUUACCUCUACAGUCGUACUUGAUCGAGAAAGGAUCAGCGAGUAUUACCUGAGAGUAGUGGCCAGUGAUGCUGGAUCACCAUCCAAGAGCUCUACCAGCACUCUUACAGUUCGUGUGCUGGAUAUCAAUGAUGAAAGUCCAACUUUUUAUCCAACUCUGUACAACAUCUCACUGGCUGAGAAUGUACCGCGAGAUUACAUUGUGGCACGCCUGAACUGCUCAGAUGCUGAUUCUGGACUCAAUGCAGAGCUGAGCUAUUUCAUUACCGGUGGGAACCAAGAUGGGAAGUUUAUGGUUGGUUAUCGUGAUGGUGUCCUGAGAACAGUUGUGGGGCUUGAUAGGGAGACUAUGGCUUCCUACAGCCUAGUAAUGGAAGCUAUUGACAAUGGGCCAGCAGGAAAUAGGAAAACAGGAACAGCCACUGUCCUGGUGACAGUAUUGGACAUUAAUGAUAACAAACCAAUAUUCUUGAAGAGCAGCUAUGAGGCAACUGUUCCUGAAAAUAUUCCAGAAUCCAGCAGCAUUGUGAAGCUGGAAGCUAGUGAUGCAGACGAGGGGGAGAAUGGGCGAGUUUGGUACCGUAUUGUCAGUGGAAACGACUAUAAUAAUUUUCGAAUUGAUGUUAGUACAGGGCUACUUGUGCGAGGCUCCAAGGCUCUGGACAGAGAGACAAACUCUUCUCAUGUGUUAGUUGUGGAAGCAUAUAACAGCGAUCAAGGUCCUAUGAGAAGUUCUGUGAGGGUGAUUGUGUAUGUUGACGAUGUUAAUGACGAAGCGCCAGUCUUCACACAACAGCAGUACAGCCGAUUGGGCCUACGUGAAACAGUUGGGAUUGGGACUUCUGUUACAGUGGUCAGAGCUACUGAUAAAGACACGGGUGAUGGUGGGCUAGUGGUCUACAAGAUGCUGGUAGGCUCAGAUGGAAAAUUUGAGAUUGACGGAAGCACGGGCCUUCUAACCACAAUCGAUUACUUGGAUUAUGAGACAAAAAUCAGCUACACUAUGAAUGUGUCAGCCACAGACCAGGCUCCUCCAUACAACAGGGGUUUCUGCACUGUAUAUAUCACAUUGAUGAAUGAACCAGAUGAAGUUGUUCAGUUCUCCAACUCCACAUAUGAGGCUGUGUUAUUAGAAAACAUUGCUACGGGCACAGAAGUACUUAGGGUACAAGCACGGUCUAUUGAUAACUUGAACCAGCUGACAUACCGCUUUGAUCAGAACACAAAUGCCCAGGCUCUGUCUCUCUUCAAAAUUGAUAAAAUCACAGGUACAAUAACAGUGAAAGGUUUGGUAGAUCGAGAGAAAGGAGACUUUUACUCCCUGACAGUAGUUGCAGAUGAUGGUGGGCCCAAACUGGAGACUACUCUGGUACAGAUUACAGUUUUGGAUGAGAACGACAACAGCCCCCAAUUUGAUCCAACAUCAGAAUCAGUGGCCAAUGUGGCAGAGGACUGUCCCACCGGCCGAAGGAUAGCUCUAGUCAUGGCUAGAGACCCAGAUGCUGGAAAUAAUGGCGUGGUGACCUUUUCCAUAAUAGGUGGCAAUGCAGUUGGGCUGUUUGAAAUCCGCACCACCAAUGACACAUAUGGUGAAGUUUUCCUAAUGAAAUCCCUGGACAGAGAAUUGCAGGAGCUGCAUGUGUUAAGGAUUCAGGCUACAGAUAAAGGAUAUCCAUCUCGAAGAACAGACUAUACCCUAACAGUGAACGUCUUAGAUGUGAAUGACAAUCCUCCUAUUAUUGGCAGUCGAUAUGGUUACAAUGUUAGUGUGUAUGAGAAUGUUGGAGGUGGAACAUCAAUUAUUCGAGUAAAUGCAACUGACAAGGACAAAGGACUGAAUAGCGUUCUCUCAUAUUACAUCACGCAAGGCAACGAUGACUCCAUUUUCCGCAUGGAUAGGCUCACUGGUGAAAUUUCCACAAGACCAUCCCCUCCUGAUCGUGAAAAACAGAGUUUCUAUCAGCUGAAGGUUGUUGUGGAGGAUGAAGGAAAUCCUGCGCUUUCAGUGAGUACCUUCUUAACGCAACAUUAA